AUGUAAAACCUAAAAAUUGUCUAUUAAUAAAAAAUGCACAAAUUACCUUCCAGCGUAGUUACAUAUCAAGACAUCAUUGAUGCAGUGAAGAAAAUUUAUCCAAACUUAAGUUAAUUUUAUUUAUUUACAAUUAUCCCUUGUACAAAUCAUUUAUCAAAUUUUUCAAAGAAUUUCAAGAAAUAGAAGAAAUCAAUUGUGAAUUCAGUUUCUCCUUUCUAAAGAAAAUUUACAAGAAUGAAGGAUGGAUUACAAUUAAAUUUCUGGUUCUAGAAGACAAAAAUUUAAAUAAUUUGAAUGCACAAUCAUUGAGCGUGUUGAAUCAGAGCUCAAUGAUUAUCAAUAGUUCCAGACUUGAUUAAACUUAAUACUCACAAUUAAAUUAAACUAGGUUGAAUAAUAUCUAUUAUUGUUAGAAUUAAAAUAGAGGAAAUCAAAUAAAAAGUUGAUUAUGCUAAGGAUGAGAAACUCAAAGAACAAGUCAAAAAGAUCUUAGAUGAGAAGUUAAAAGAAUAUGGACUAGUUAAAAAAAAGAUUACCAUUACAGAGCUAGCAAUCCCUGAUAAUUAUUUUCAAGAAUAAAAGAACGUUUAAAAUAAGUAUUGUCUUAAUUAGUAAUUUUUAUUGAUAAUCUAAGUUGGAAAGAAGAACCUGAGGGACUAUUAAACAUAGAGGAAUUUCAACCUUAAAUUUGAU
Messenger RNA from Paramecium octaurelia, 693 nucleotides. The record is from the annotation of a GenBank genome assembly. NCBI's taxonomy places the organism in Eukaryota, Ciliophora, Oligohymenophorea, Peniculida, Parameciidae.